Molecule: messenger RNA, 1103 nt
Organism: Triplophysa rosa
Lineage: Eukaryota; Metazoa; Chordata; Actinopteri; Cypriniformes; Nemacheilidae
Gene: hint3
Product: histidine triad nucleotide binding protein 3
Exons: 5
Coding region: 26-514 (162 amino acids)
Molecular function (GO): catalytic activity
Source: RefSeq, a predicted model, not a curated record
UUACCGUCGGCUUCACACUUUGAAGAUGGCAGCCAGUGAAAACACACCGACCGCUGAGGAUGAGAUCGCCAAAACCGACCAGACUGUUGAUGCAUAUGACAAGAAGUGUAUUUUCUGUCAAAUCGUGAACGGGGAGAUGGGAACGGAGCUCUUGCACAAUGAUGAGGAUGUGUCCUGUUUCAGAGAUAUACACCCUGGAGCUCCCCAUCAUUAUCUAGUGGUGCCAACCAAACAUGUAGGGAAUUGUAAAUCGCUUGGCAAGGAGCAUGUACCCUUAGUGGAGAAGAUGGUGGAGACGGGGAAAGAGAUACUUCAGAAAAACAAUGUUACCGAUUUAAAUGAUGUUAGGUUUGGGUUUCAUUGGCCUCCGUUCUGCUCUGUCACACACUUGCAUCUCCAUGUACUUGCCCCCACCAGUUUGAUGGGCUUCUUGUCCCGCUUCGUCUACAGAUUAAACUCCUAUUGGUUCGUCACGGCGGAUCAGUUACUCCAAAGGCUGAACUCAAUGAGCUAAAUGAAAUGUUUGGAAAACUCCAAUUACAAUUGUGUUUGCCCAGAGUCAUGUUACUCAUAACAAGAGUUCAAUUCAAUCUAUUCACGAUGAUGAAAUGUGACAGACACAUGCCUCAAGGCUAUAAUAUUCAUUAAUGCUGCGUUUGCUGGUUGUUAUAUUGUCAUUCUCUGCCAGACAGGCUAAUCAAAUUUGCUGCUGCGUGUGAAUUGUUUUGCCUGCUGAAUAAUAAUGACAUUGAUACGUUUGACAGAAACAUGAAUCUUUUGUGGUGAACACUGCAGUUACAUCCAGUUUUACUAAAAUAAUUACUUUUAAAGACACACAGCAGUGGCCAAGACUUUCUAAAUAUGGACGAAUGCUUAAGCAUGGCAAGUAGUCUCAAUUAUUGACUUUGGUCUCUCUGAAUAGCAGCAUGCCGGAACUAAUUUUGCAUUAGCACUGAAAUAUGAACGCUCUCAAAUAAAAUGGAAUGUUUAACUCUUAAGGUUUAAAAUAUGACGUAAUGAUAUUGUAAGGCCUGUAUGCCUUGGGUGUAUAUAAUUAUUUAUUGAUUAGGGAGUUUUAUUUACAUUGUAUGUAUAAACAUGAA